This is a messenger RNA of Soboliphyme baturini, 441 nucleotides long. The record is from the annotation of a GenBank genome assembly. Lineage: Eukaryota; Metazoa; Nematoda; Enoplea; Dioctophymatida; Soboliphymatidae.
GUCACAAAGUCCUUCAUGCAAUUUUUACUCAUUCGUUGGCUUCUCAGAAUCCAUUCUCCUCAACUUUAUAGCAAAUUUAUUAAUAUGGUGAUGAUGAACGGAGAAAAAUUUCUGGCGCGCACGAUUGUCUAUGGCGCUUUCGAAGAGAUCAAGCGGAUCCAGCUGAAAAAGUACUUCGCAGCGAAGACAGAUGCCGAAAGGGAAGCGAUUGAAUGCGACCCUCGUAAGAUAUUUCAUUCGGCCAUUAAAAACUGUACACCUGCCCUGAAGCUCACACCUGUCACUCGUGGCGGCAUUACUUAUCAGGUGCCUUGUUUCGUCCGGGACAAAGAAGCUCAGUUUAUGGCUCUGAAGUGGAUGGGUCGGGUCGUAAAGAAGAAACAGGACUUGCACCGGCAGUGCGAAACGAACCGUGCGUAUGCUCAUUACCGUUGGUCGUGA